AUGAACGAAUCGCUGGUGGUGAACGACUCCUUAGUGAGCCCUGUGGCUGGAGAAGCUCUCCCGUGGAUGGAGGCUGAUUCUCUGGAGCACAACGGCAGCCUGGAGUUCUCCACCGCCCCAUUAGAUUACCCCAUCAACCCCUGGGACAUUAUGCUGUGCAUGUCAGGAACUGUCAUCGCCUGUGAAAACGCCAUAGUGGUAGCAAUCAUCUUCUACACGCCGACACUAAGGACGCCCAUGUUCGUCCUGAUCGGGAGCCUGGCCACAGCAGACCUGCUGGCCGGCAUGGGAUUAAUCCUCAACUUUGUGUUUCAGUAUGUGAUCUCCUCUGAGACUAUCAGCCUUAUCACUGUAGGCUUCCUGGUGGCCUCCUUCACUGCGUCCAUCAGCAGCCUUUUGGCCAUAACAGUGGACCGUUAUUUCUCUCUCUACAACGCCCUGACAUACUUCUCAGAAAAGACACUGCAGUACGUACACCUGAUGUUACUGGGGACCUGGGGGGUGUCUCUGUUUUUGGGCUUGCUCCCUGUGCUCGGCUGGAACUGCCUGGACGAUCCGACCACCUGCAGCAUCGUUCGCCCUCUGACCAGGAGCAACGUCACGCUUCUGGCCGUCUCCUUCUUUGUCAUCUUCGUGCUCAUGCUGACCCUCUACUUCAAGAUUUGCAAGAUCGUGUGCCACCACGCCCACCAAAUCGCCCUCCAGCAGCACUUUUUUGCCACGUCGCAUUACGUCGCUACCAAGAAGGGGGUGUCCACUCUGGCCAUCAUCUUGGGGACAUUUGGUGCCAGCUGGCUUCCCUUCGCCAUCUACUGCCUGGUAGGCGAGAGGGAGUAUCCAUCAGUGUACACUUAUGCCACGCUGCUGCCAGCCACCUACAACUCCAUGAUCAACCCCAUCAUCUACGCCUACAGAAACACAGAGAUCCAGCGCUCCCUCUACGUGCUUCUCUGUGGCUGCUUUCAGUCCAACAAGGCCUACCGUUCCAGAUCACCAAGUGAGGUCUAA
Messenger RNA from Anoplopoma fimbria (sablefish), 1008 nucleotides. RefSeq names its product G-protein coupled receptor 6. NCBI's taxonomy places the organism in Eukaryota, Metazoa, Chordata, Actinopteri, Perciformes, Anoplopomatidae. Bases 1 to 1008 code for a protein of 335 amino acids. The record is from RefSeq and is a predicted model, not a curated record. Gene Ontology annotation, molecular function: sphingosine-1-phosphate receptor activity. The transcript has a single exon. Gene Ontology annotation, cellular component: membrane. Gene Ontology annotation, biological process: G protein-coupled receptor signaling pathway.